AGCCAUAGACGCAGCCACCGGCACAACCCCAAUCCCUGCUACUGCUGCGGCUCCUCCGGGCACGGUCCCUGCGCCGACACCCUGGAGGUUGGGAUGCUCUUGUCCAAAAUCAACUCGCUUGCCCACCUGCGCGCCGCGCCCUGCAACGACCUGCACGCCACCAAGCUGGCGCCCGGCAAGGAGAAGGAGCCCCUGGAGUCCCACUACCAGGUGGGCCCGCUACUGGGCAGCGGCGGCUUCGGCUCGGUGUACUCAGGCAGUGUCUCCGACAACUUGCCGGUGGCCAUCAAGCAGGUGGAGAAGGACCGGAUUUCUGACUGGGGAGAGCUGCCCAGUGGCACCCGAGUGCCUAUGGAAGCGGUCCUGCUGAAGAAGGUGAGCUCGGGCUUCUCCGGCGUCAUUAGGCUCUUGGACUGGUUUGAGAGGCCCGACAGUUUCGUCCUGAUCCUGGAGAGGCCUGAGCCGGUGCAGGACCUCUUCGACUUUAUGACGGAAAGGGGGGCCCUACAAGAGGAGCUGGCCCGAAGCUCCUUCUGGUAGGUGUUGGAGGCGGUGCGGCACUGCCACAACUGCGGGGUGCUCCACCGCGACAUCAAGGACGAGAACAUCCUUAUCGACCUCAAUCGCGGCGAGCUCAAGCUCAUCGAUUUCGGGUCAGGGGCGCUGCUCAAGGACACCAUCUACACGGACUUUGAUGGGAGCCGAGUGUAUAGUCCUCCAGAGUGGAUCCGCUACCAUCGCUACCAUGGCAGGUCGGCAGCUGUCCGGUCCCUAGGGAUCCUGCUGUACGAUACGGUGUGUGGAGAUAUCCCCUUUGAGCACGACGAAGAGAUCAUCAGGGGCCAAGUGUUCUUCAGGCAGAGGGUUUCUUCAGAGUGUCAGCAUCUCAUUAGAUGGUAUUUGGCCCUGAGACCAUCAGAUAGGCCAACCUUCGAGGAAAUCCAGAAUCAUCCGUGGAUGCAAGAUGUCCUUCUGCCCCAGGAAACUGCUGAGAUUCAUCUUCACAGCCUAUUGCCUGGGCCCAGCAAAUAG
Messenger RNA from Nycticebus coucang (slow loris), 1032 nucleotides. RefSeq names its product serine/threonine-protein kinase pim-1-like. Lineage: Eukaryota; Metazoa; Chordata; Mammalia; Primates; Lorisidae. Gene Ontology annotation, cellular component: cytoplasm. Gene Ontology annotation, molecular function: ATP binding; protein serine/threonine kinase activity. Gene Ontology annotation, biological process: protein autophosphorylation; negative regulation of apoptotic process. The transcript has a single exon. The record is from RefSeq and is a predicted model, not a curated record.